Lithohypha guttulata is the source of this 1026-nucleotide messenger RNA. It is a transcript of the gene PRS4, whose product is annotated as ribose phosphate diphosphokinase subunit prs4. Gene Ontology annotation, cellular component: ribose phosphate diphosphokinase complex; cytoplasm. Gene Ontology annotation, biological process: 5-phosphoribose 1-diphosphate biosynthetic process; purine nucleotide biosynthetic process; ribonucleoside monophosphate biosynthetic process. Gene Ontology annotation, molecular function: magnesium ion binding; ribose phosphate diphosphokinase activity. The transcript has 3 exons. Bases 1 to 1026 code for a protein of 341 amino acids. NCBI's taxonomy places the organism in Eukaryota, Fungi, Ascomycota, Eurotiomycetes, Chaetothyriales, Trichomeriaceae. The record is from RefSeq and is a predicted model, not a curated record.
AUGGCGACAAAUUCGAUCAAACUAUUGACUGGUAACAGCCACCCUUUGCUUGCUAAGGCUGUGGCUGCGAGACUCGGUAUUGAGCUCACACAGAUUAUGGUCUUACAGUAUUCGAAUCAGGAAACAAGUGUGACUAUUGGAGAGUCCGUCAGAGACGAAGAUGUCUUCGUCCUCCAGUCAACCAAGCCGAACGAUAUCAACGAUGGUCUCAUGGAAUUAUUGAUCAUAAUAAACGCCUGCAAGACCGCCUCCGCACGUCGAAUUACAGCUAUCCUACCCAACUUCCCGUAUGCUCGACAGGACAAGAAGGAUAAGUCGCGAGCACCUAUCACAGCAAAACUCAUGGCCAACAUGCUUCAAACUGCAGGCUGUAACCAUGUCAUAACUAUGGAUCUCCACGCCAGCCAAAUACAAGGCUUUUUCAACGUCCCCGUCGAUAACCUCUAUGCCGAGCCUAGUAGUGUCAAAUGGAUACGAGAGAACCUCCUUCACGAAAGCGAACACGGUCAGGAAGUGAAUGGUCAAAGACAAGAAUGCGUGAUCGUCAGCCCAGACGCUGGCGGUGCCAAGAGAGCUACUUCUAUGGCUGACAGACUCAAUUUGGGAUUCGCCUUAAUCCACAAAGAGCGCAGUGCACCUGGCCAAGUCAGCAGAAUGACUCUGGUGGGUGAUUGCAAAGGUAAAACUGCUGUGCUGGUGGAUGAUAUGGCAGACACCUGCGGUACUUUGGCUAAGGCGGCUGAUGUGCUCACUAAGCAUGGUGCGAAAGACGUGGUUGCGCUGGUCACUCACGGCAUCCUUUCGGCAAACGCGGCAGAGACAUUACGCAAGUCUCAACUGUCACGUAUUGUCAUAACAAACACUGUCCCAGUCUCGGAUGAGAAAAUGAAGGCUUUGACAGUACCAGAAGGCGAGAAGGGCUGCCGUUUAGAGACAAUCGAUAUCGCACCUGUAUUAGCUGAAGCCAUUCGAAGAACACACAACGGUGAAUCAGUCAGCUACCUUUUCUCUCACCCUGUGGCAUAG